CGAAUGUUAGUGUAGUACACAACGAAAAAUCCGCUAUGGAUAUCGAUACUGAUGUAGCCGAUCCUAGAAAAAAAUUAUCGGAAUCUUCGUUCUAGUUACAUUAUUUAAUGAAGGCACGAUCUCUGACAAGUGACGGGGAAAGACAGUGCAAGAAUGUGAUGAGAGUCGCCAUGUUGCGGAUGUUCUGAUCGAUCAAUCGACCCUCAAGGACCGCACGCCAAAUUGAGACAUAACCUUUUUUUUUUUCGUCGUUGAUGUGGAAGGUAAAAAAGUGGCUGGCAAGAUGUCGAGCACGUCCACGCUGGCCAGCGAUGCCACCCAGAUGUUGGCAGCGGCCCUCGAACAGAUGGACGACAUCAUCGCGGGUACCAGGUACCAGUCGUCCGAGGUGUCCAGCCUGCACAACGGCACCAUGGACUCUCACAAUGCCAACUUCAGCCCGCUGUCCGUCAACCACUUCGGCAUCGCCCAGCUGGCUGACGAGCUCAAGCACUCGGUCGAGCUGGCCCAGGACCAAGGGGAGGCGGGCAUCUCGCGGGAGGGCGUGCCCGACAGCACGCGGCAGGUCCUGGUCCAGUGGCUGCAGGGAAAUUCCCCCCAGGUGAACGGACCGCCCUCGUUGUCCUCGGACCAGGUCCAGCACCUGGAGGGCGACAAGGAGUCCCUCCUGCUGCAGAUCAGCGUCCUCAGUGACCAGGUGGAGGCCCAGUCGGAGGCCAUUCAGGAGAUGGAGAAGGGGCUGGCCGAGGAGAGCAGCAAGCUGGCCAAGGCCGAGGCCAUGCUGCAAGAGGAGAUGACAGCGCGAGCUGAACUGGAAGCAGCCAAGCUCAGCCAGAUGACCGACCUGUCCAAUCUCAGGAUUCGUCUGAGUUCAGUGGAGAACGAUCUCAGCAGCUUCAAAGACAGGGCGGUGAAAGCAGAGAGUCUUGUGGAAGAGAAACAGAUGGAGUCGUCUGAAAUGUCACUGAAAUACCAACAAAGCCAGGGCAAGAUCUCAGAGCUGCAGACAGAGUCCAACAGCUGGCAGGAAAAGUACAUGCAGGGGCAGGUGAAACUUGUCCGUACACAGUCUGAAUGUGCUGAGAUCAAAUGUCGGCUUCGGCAGUGUAGCGCGGAGAACGAGAGACUUCACAUGGCCAAGAGCAGGGAAUCGGACCAUGCUUUGGAGGUGGAGAAACUGAAGAGAGCUGUGGAAACCCUCCUGGCUGCAAAUCACGAGAAGGACAAAAAGAUCGAAGACUUGAAAAAGACCAUCGUGCGGCACCAACGGGUGCAGGAGCUGAUGAUGAACUCCCCGAGUCGCAGGGUUGAUGGCAACUCACUGGAGGACGAGCCAAUCCGAUCGGACAGCUUCUCCACCAGCAGCUCUGUGGGGCUGGCCGACACGGAGGAAAGCCCCACCAAGAAGGAGAGACAAGCGGAGACACCAGUGGACCUUACAAGUGCGUCCACCACCCCUGACGAAGUGGCCCCCCGGGUGGACUCGCCCGUCUCCAUGCCGUCGGAUGGGAGCACCGAUGCAGGUAGGGCCGAUUCAUUGUCACAGAGGGGGUCACAAGACGAGAGGAAGAACCUCUUGAAGAGGAGAUCGGCCAGCCUGGAGGACAUCAAGCCGGCAGCGAUGACCGUCACGAACGAGACGAGCUCAGGGAUCCACCAGCAAGGCUACAGUACCCUCCCCUCACCCCGCAACAAGAACAGGGAGUUCCAGUUUGCCCAGCCGGCCCCGCCCACUGCCCCGCCCGCAGCCCAGCAGCACCAGCAGCCGCCUACCACCUCCGCCUCUUCCUCUGCCACCGCCACCGCCCUACAAGCUUCCACCGAAUCGGACGGAGAGGACAUCGUCCGGCGCAAUCGGAAGGUGAACUUUUCGGACCUCCCCACGCAAGGAACCCCGCCCUCUGAGAGGAGGAAAAAGAAAGGAGGCAUCAAAAAGCUGUUUGGAAAGUUGAAGAGGAGCAACUCUGCCUCCCUGACCUUUGAGGACGAGGAGGAGGAGGAUGUGCCGGUGGAGUUCCGUCGUGGCGGCCGGUUCAGGGCCACGGCCGGACCCAGACUUGGAUGGACUGGGCUUCGGGUCAACAGAGAUAUUGACGCCCCUUUUGCCAAGUGGGAGGGUGAUCAGGUGGCAGCCUGGCUGCAUGAGAUGGGCCUGGGCCAGUACAUGUCCAUGUGUCGCGUCUGGGUCAAGAAUGGCGCUACACUCCUCAAAGCCUCACCCCUGGACUUAGAGAGGGAGCUGGGUGUCAGGAAUGUCCUCCAUCGCAAGAAGCUCCAACUGGCCCUGCAGGCCAUGGGCUCGGAGGAAGGGGACAGGUUCAAGGGCCUGGACCACAACUGGGUGACCCGGUGGCUGGACGACGUAGGUCUACCUCAAUACAAAGAUGCCUUCAGUGAAGCUAGGAUUGAUGGGCGAAUGCUGCACUACCUGACCGUGGAUGACCUCCUUCUGAUGCGAGUGACCAGCGGCAUGCAUCACGUCAGUAUUAUGCGGGGAAUCCAGUGUCUCAGGCUGCACAACUUCCAGCCCAAUUGCCUGCGACGUCGACCGACAGACGAAAAUUGGUUUACUGAGGUUAAAACAAUGCCCCCCUGGAGUUCAGAAUUGCCUUAUGAAGCAGGGCGGGAAGUCAUGCUGUGGACAAACCACCGAGUGAUGGAGUGGCUCAGGACGGUGGACCUGUCCGAGUACGCCCCCAACCUCAGGGGCAGUGGCAUCCAUGGGGCUCUCAUGGUCCUAGAGCCGCGCUUCACAGCAGAGACCCUGGCCACCACCCUCUGCAUCCCCAAUGCCAAGUCGCUCCUCAGGAGGCACCUCAGCACCCACUUUGUCUCCCUGGUGGGCGGCCAGAUCCAGGCCCAGAAGCGGGAGACGGAGAAGUCCUCCAACUUUGUCCCACUCAGCGCUCUCUCCAAAGUCAAGCCCAAAAAGCGGCCCUUUGGUGGUCGCCCCAAAAAGAAAGGCAUGGAAGAAGAGGACUACGUGUGCCCCAUGAACCUGGAACUGCCCCCGGGGCUGCAAGGGGUGCAGAACGGGACCAAGCCAUCCCCGAGCUAUCGGGUGGAGGUGCGGAGUGCCGGCAAGGUGCACCGGCAGGGAGACGAGACAAGUGCUAGCUCCCCCGACUCGGCUGAUGGCACCCCUCCCAGUCAGAUUGGUGUCUACUCUGAAGAGAUCAACACCCUCACGAACAUGUUGAACGACGACCAGGCGGAAAAUGGUGGCACCAACGUUUGAACGACACAUCAGGGAAACAAGACGUAAAAAUCAUAACUUCAGCAGGAUUCAUAGCAACACACUGGGCUUCCAACUGGAAAAAUAAAUAUUUAUGCGGGAAUCUGUACAGUUCUGGAGUUUCUACAUUGACUGAUGCAACUUCAUUUUGUUGGUUCGGUUGCUACAAUCUGACCCGCUCUUCUCUCAACCCCUUCAAAGGAAGGCAUCGCCAAGUCGGUCGAAUGUCUGUAACUUCUAUCCAGUUUUGUUUCUGACUGAGAACAGCCCCGACUACCAGGAUGGAGUAAGUUAACUAAUUAUUUAUACUUGGUGUGCAGUGAUGGGCAUUCUUUGUUACUAGAAGAAAUUCCUGUCUCUUUUGAGCUUGCCAGGGCUAAAGACUGCCCUCUUUAGCCUACGCACGGAGCAUAUAGCAGGUCUAAGACUUGUGAAGAACAAGGUGGUGACAUUUCUUGUUUCACAACUCUUGGGGUGGCUCCACAUACUCAGUUUGUAAAUUGCAAAAAGCCGAGAUACCGAGAAGUGAUCUUGACGCACAGAUUCAACACAAGAAAUACUUCAGCCGAGCAGCAGGAGGCAAAAUAGAUUUCUCAGGUAAGACUUUCCGUUGUCCCUGGUGUCUCACACAAUGUGCACAAAAGUGAACUGUUCUUUUUUUCAACCGCGUUGGAAGUCGCUGAUCUUUGUGUUGAGUUGGGAGGCCUUGAAGCAGGAGUUGGACCAUUUUGAUUUCAAGAAGUCGGAUAAGUAUGAAUGAACUUUAUGCAAGUCAGUUGUACAAUAAUGGAUGUGAAAUAUCCACUGUAAAUUUUUUUCAUCAUUUUGAUCAGUCAGCACUGUAUUUAGCACAACUUAAGCAACUUUCAUUUGGCCUUAUCUAGUGUAAUUUAUCCUACCUUCACCGUGACUCGUGUAAAAUACCAUUUUUUGUACAUUAUUUGCAGCAUUAAUGAUUUUUAUUUAGAUCGCGCUCUGUAAUGGCUUUUUAACCUUAACCUUUUUUAGACUCUGUGUAGCUUUAAUCUUGAACAGCGUAAUGAAAAAAAUGGAAAAGGAGCUGGGCAGAGUAGAAUUAUUAAAAACAUUUUUAAAAAAUUGUUUGCUGUUUUUCUUCAGGAAAAAUGUGCACAGUUAAUGCUUAAAAGGCAGAAACUGGAUGUCCAAACAGACAGUAGAUUUACAUACACUGAUUCAGUGCUAGCCUUUGAAUUUCAUAUUUUCGAAAUGUUACUUUGAGGAAAAUCUCCAAGUUAUAGUUACAAAUGUUAAUAGGAUUGAGCUUUUAACGUUGGUUUUCACAAGCCGAGAUGCAGUCUGUCAGUAUUUGGCAGCACUCGUUUUAGACUAUGCACCGAGUUUUGCAAUGUUGGACAUUUUCGCGGACCCUUUUGGAAAUGUCUGUGUAUGCGUGACUGCUCGAGAAAGAUUUUUUUUAGGAAUUUUCCCAAUCUCCCAAAUUCUGGGGUCAGACUUUUUAGAGAUAUUGCUGUUUGUGUUUCAUAAAAGCACAAAUGUAUCAGUUCAUUAGGUACUUUUUAUCCAUUUUUACAUCAAAGGAAACUGAUACUUUUUCUAUACCAAGUUUACAUGUACUUCCAGUGCAACUGUUUUUAAUGGGUUAGACUUUUUAAAAAACAAAUUUCUUCCAAAAGAAUUGAUGUGUGUUCGUGCUUUAUCAAAAUAAGGACCAAGUUUGAAAACGGCAUUCUGGGCUUUCAGUAUUGAGAGAGGGGAAACCUUAUCAAUACAUAAUACAGUGCACAUGUUGACAUUGAUAUUAAAGUAUGCUUUUUUAUGUCGUAAAACAAUUUUCACACAAUUAUAAAGCAGCAUUGAAUACAGAUUUAAAAACAAACAAACCAUGAAUGUAAAUACACGCAAAUAAUUAGAGGCAAUCCUGAAAUGCAGAAACACUGGACUUGUUCCUUAUUUUGAUAGACCAGGUUGAAGACAUGUCAUUUUUAUGGAGGGCUUGCACAGCUGCCAUCUUGGAGGCCAAAAGUUUUCAGUGGAACAAAACAACAGCCCUGCAAGAUGGCUGUCAUGCAAAGCCUUCAUUUAUUUUUAUGUAUCAUUGGUUAAGACGCACCAAAGGACCUCUUGCAUCUUGAACAUUUUGCCAAUACAAUGCUUCAUAAACAGGGUUCAACUUUACAGUUAUUUCUAUUUUUGUCAGCAUUCGUCUAUGAGCCAUCUAUUUUUGGACGUCAUCUUUUUGAGCAUGUUAACUGGGUUUUUUUUGUAAUCGCUGCAACGUGCAUGGGUGUAAAGUUUUCUCAAGACCUGUUUAACCUGACGUGAGCAUAAGUUGCUCAAUUUGUAACAUUUUGCCUUCAUUGGUCAGUUGAUUGGUACAGACUACAGCAUUUGUGACCUGUCACCACAAAAUGAGCUUGAAUUGCUAUUUUUAAAUAAACUUUUAGCAGAAAAAGAGCUUUCCAAUGGCAUUACACUUGGGGUAAAAAAAAAAAGGUGAUGAGAUAUUCUGGCGGCUAGGCCCUCUUGUUUCCGACGAUUGUUUUAACAUUGCUGACUGGCCACAAAUAAUGCAAUUGUCAAAAUUGGAAAGAAAAAUGACAUUUUCAAGUCUCUGAUCCUGCAACAGAACUUGGAAUUUAAACAGAACAAGGGUUAACUUUUUCCAAAAAUACAAACACCCCAAAAUGACCCCCCCUUCUGUUUUUGACUUCAAACCAUUGUGAUAGGGAAAAAGUGGAGUGCACCUUUAGGCACAUUUUGAGUGUGGUCGCUAUGACUUUUCACCAUAGCACGUCAGAAGUCUUACGCCAGAUUCCCAGGAAAGACCAAAAGUACACGUACUUGUCCUUCCUAAUGAACUCUGAAAUUUUCACUCAAAUGGUACAACAAAUAUAAAAACAGUAUCGUACAUUUUGACAAGACCUUGACUGAACGCAUUGCCAAACUUGUAACUUUCUAACCUUAGUUGUUGUAUAAAAAAAAUUUAAAAAUGUAGAAAUCCUACUGAUGCAAAUACUGUACAGGAACCUUUGUGAUGAAUGCCCUUAAGACUUGUCUAUUGUACUUCUGUACCUCACAAACUAAACUGUUCUUUUUUUGUAUGUAAAUACAUAAUCUGUGAAAGA
Molecule: messenger RNA, 6342 nt
Organism: Acanthaster planci (crown-of-thorns starfish)
Lineage: Eukaryota; Metazoa; Echinodermata; Asteroidea; Valvatida; Acanthasteridae
Product: liprin-beta-1-like
Biological process (GO): neuromuscular junction development
Cellular component (GO): presynaptic active zone
Molecular function (GO): protein binding
Source: RefSeq, a predicted model, not a curated record